Durusdinium trenchii is the source of this 2037-nucleotide messenger RNA. The record is from the annotation of a GenBank genome assembly. Lineage: Eukaryota; Dinophyceae; Suessiales; Symbiodiniaceae.
AUGAGCAUUUUCGCUUUUCGAUCGAGCACUUCGAUUCGAGCUGUUGAUGAACACGCCAACCAUACGGUUUGGCUCAAGCUGAGCAGGCAGAGCUCCCGAGAAGGAGCAGCUGAACCCGCAGAGGCCCCUCGACGUGCACAUCGAGAAGAUCGAAAGAAGCCACAGCUGGAGGAAACGGCGGAUCAAAAGUUGGACCGGCUGCUCAAGGAGCAAAGGGCAGCUCGGGCCUCGUCACUUCCCGCUGAAGAUGAUCUUGCUGUUCGACGCUUGGCUAUGCACCCUACGGCUGAGGGAGGUGAACCUCAGGGAGAAGAAGAGAGGGAAGUGUGGCACUUCAACCUGGACAUCAUGGAGGGCAUCACGAUGCGUCAGCUGGCCAGCUGGCCGGGGCUGGAGGUUCUGACCUACCUCAAGGACCAGGUUCGGGACUACCUCAUCAACCAGGUGGCGGAUUCUUUGGUGGGCAAGGUUCUUUGGCUGGAACUCCACAUCAACCUGGAGCUCCGCAUGGUGAUCCACGAAUGGGCACGCCUGCAAGCACAAGGACCUGGAGAUGUUGAGAAACUUCGUACCCAGAUCCUCAAAGAGGCGGAGGAGAAGUUCGCUCGUGAAGUCAAACGCAUAACUGAUGGAGCAGGUGGUGGUGAUGCAUCGUCGUAUGCUUCCGUAGCCAGUGGUGGAGUUGAUGGUCGUGGAACUGCAACACAUCCUGGACUACCACAUGCUGAUCCCUCAGGUGCAGGUGGCCCUCCCGGGUCAGGACCAGAUCCUCCCCCAGGCCUUCAUGGUGGACAACCUCAUGGUGAUGCUCGAACUCCACCGGCUCCGGUCGUUCCAGAGGCCGUGAGGGCUUUGGAUCUUCCUGCCCUCCCACUACCUUCAUCCGAAGGCGCGGCACUGCAGUUUGGGGAUUGGCUGACUGUGGCCUAUCCAUUGAUGGCGGAUUUGUCCUCUACCUCACAGUUUUGGUGGGAUGGAUGCCUUUCUGCCUCUCGUGAACUAUAUGAACAGUGGCUGGUGGCCACGCCCUUGGAGAGGUUGCGCCUGCGGCCAAAAGAUGUCACUGUGGAGUAUUCCAACCUGGAGGAGGAGCUGAACGCACAACGCGGUUCUCCGGCCAAGUCAACGCUGGAGGAGAAGCCCAAGAAUGACAUCGCCACAGACCUCAUCCAGGAAGCUGCAACGCUGCUCAAGACGCUUCGGUCCGUGAAGACGAUGCGCCUCAAGCAGAUCAGAGAAGAUCGUUGGUGCCUUCCUGAUUUGGACGAUGAUGAGCAGCGCUUGGCCCACGGCGACACUGCACUUUGCAUGAAGCAUCUUGGUCUUUGGCUACGUGCUCAAGAAUGCCGUCGUGUUCUCACGGAUGUUGGAAUGUUGCUGGAAUCUCCACGUGACCCAGCUGAAUACUUGAGCGAUGAAGAAGGAGCUCGAAGCGAGGUUGCCGAGCCCUAUGACACUCCAGACGACGUCAAGCACACCGAGGACCUGCCCUGUGAUCCCGAGGAGCGAGAGAUGCUCUCUGAUGAUGAAGUUCAGAGGCUCAAUGAGUUGGCCCAGAUUGAAGAGGCCCAAGAAGCUCCUGGACACCAAAACAUCACGUUCGCUGAGGUGAUCCCAGAUAGAACUGUGGAGUCUUUGGUCCGCGAUGACUCAAAGGCCAACGGCCGCAUCGAGGGAGAAGUGAACCAGAUCAAACGUCGGACUCGACUCCUUCUACAUGAUUCUGGACUACCUCAAUCCCUCUGGCCAACAGCCCUACGACAUGCUGCAGAAGGCCGUGUGCGCCUACAACUUGAAAGAUUGGGCCUGCCGAGCCCACCAAUGCUUCGCUAUGGAGCUUCAGUUUUGGUCAAGUCCAAACGAUGGCAUCGUGCUGGACAACUCUCAAUGCCCUACCGCACCAUGCAGCUCUUGGGACCAUGCCCAUACAUGUCACAUGGUUGGAUCGCCCGCGACAAGAAGGGGCAGCUGCUUCAUGUGCGGACGGCUUUGGAACCUUCGCCGGUGGCUGACCAGGCGAUCAUGGAUUUGCAGGAG